This is a messenger RNA of Boleophthalmus pectinirostris (great blue-spotted mudskipper), 3598 nucleotides long. RefSeq names its product arrestin domain containing 2 (gene arrdc2). Gene Ontology annotation, biological process: protein transport. Gene Ontology annotation, cellular component: plasma membrane; cytoplasm. Lineage: Eukaryota; Metazoa; Chordata; Actinopteri; Gobiiformes; Gobiidae. The transcript is spliced from 8 exons. The record is from RefSeq and is a predicted model, not a curated record. The coding region runs from base 233 to 1441 and encodes 402 amino acids.
CCGACGCAAGCGCGCGCACACACACGCACGGGACCAGAACCGGACCACGGGAGGAGACCCAGACCCAGACCCGGACUAAAGCGGGACCAGAGGCGGGUCUAAGCGGCGGAAGGACGAAAGGAGCGGAGACCCAGAGACGCAGAGGACACCGGGGGAGGACGUGUCAAACGGCGCGUGCUUUAUCUCGAGCCCAAACAGAAAACAGCUGCUCGGAUCGGCGCACGCGGACGAGAUGGCGUUGAGUUCUAUCGUGGAGUUCUCGGUGGAGCUGGACCGGCCCGGGGACGCGGCGUUCACGGGGGGCGAGGUGGUGAGCGGGCGCGUGGUCCUGGAGCUCCGGCGGGACACGCGGGUCCAGGCCCUGAAGGCGCAGGGCCGCGGCGUCGCCACGGCGCACUGGCUCGAGAACAGAGGCAUGAACUCCGUCUACAACGACUACACCUCCAAAGUGACCUACUUCAGGAAGAGGCAGCACCUGAUCAGAGAUAACGGCGAGGUGACCGUGCUUCCGGCCGGCAGACACGAGUUUCCGUUCAGUUUCCAGCUCCCGGAGGAGACUCUGGUGACGUCCUUCGAAGGGAAACACGGGAGCAUCCGGUACUGGGUCAAAGUGAAGCUGCACCGGCCCUGGUCCACGGUCAGGAAGAUCAAGAAGGAGUUCACUGUGAUCGAGCCCAUCGACAUCAACACACCUGCACUACUGGCACCACAGGCCGGCACCAAGGACAAAAUGGCGCGGGCCUGGUACAGAAACUUCGGUCAAGUCAACGUGACGGCAAAGAUUGACCGCAAAGGCUACACACCAGGCGAGGUGAUCCCCGUCUUCGCCGAAUUCGACAACUCUACCUCGCGCUCCAUCGUGCCCAAAGCGUACAUCACCCAGACGCAGACGUUCAUCGCGCGCGGCACCAUGAAGCAGAAGCGCUCGGUGGUGGCGACCCUGUGCGGCGACAUCGUGGGCGCCCGGACCCGGGAGACGUGGCACGGCCGGGCCAUCAAGAUCCCGCCGCUCGGACCGUCCAUCCUCCAGUGCCGCAUCAUCAAAGUGGAGUACAUGCUCAAGGUGUGCGUGGACGUACCCGGCACCUCUAAGCUGUGCCUGGAGCUCCCCCUGGUGAUCGGGACCAUCCCCCUGCACCCGUUCGGCAGCCGGACGUCCAGCGUGUCCAGCCAGUACAGCGUCAACGUGGACUGGCUCCGCAUGGCCAUCCCCGAGCAGCCCGAGCCCCCUCCAGAGUACAGCGCGGUGGUCAGCGACGAAGAGGCCGAGCAGAGGAACUCUUCGUCCUCUCCUCAGCCCGCGGACGACCUGAGCGGGAUCCUGGAGCGCCCCCUGCAGGCCUUCGUGCAGGAGUUCCGCUUCAGACCGCCGCCCGUCUACAGCGUGAUUGACCCGAACCCUCAGCCGUACAACAUCCGUCCUCGCUGCAUGACCUGUUGAACCUCUCGCCGCCGCUGCUCUGAGAGACGAGCUGAUUUUUUUCAAACGCACCAAUCGCACGAGAGUUGUCUUCUCCUCUGGAUCCGGACGACGCGCGGGACGACCUGCCCUGCUCCCCCGCACUGUAGCGCCCCCUACGGACAAGCCGGGACUCGCGACAGGACCGCGCUCCCGAAACCGCGGACGAAACCGUGGCAUUUUUCGGAGGAUAAAAACGAUAAAAAGAACUCCUGUCUGCUUAAAGUGAUUUUUCAAAAUUUUCUCGGGCUCUGAUUGAAACGAGCAUUCUCCCAAUCAAGGUUUAAAUGGACAUUGGUGGGGGUAAAAAAAAAUCACUACGAGUUGAUGUUCGGGUUGUUUUUUGUUUUUUGUAGCGCUGUUGACAAGUUGCCGCGGCGACUUCGAAGGCGUUAAACGUGCAGUUGUAACCGUGACGACGCGCGUUGGGUUUUAACGACUAUUCUCGCUAUGCAUCGUAAAAGCCUAAAGAUGAUUUCUACUGUUACAUAAGCACAUUUAUUCGAGAAAAAACCAUGUGAAGGUAGAGCUACUACUUACGAGUUUUUAUGCAUGUGUAACAAAUAUUAUGCUAAAGGGAAUUUUACUCGAUGCCUUAAAGUCUGCAGACGAGAUUGCAUGACGUGGAGAGAUGAAUGUAAUGAACAACAAAAAAAAAAAACGAGUUAGUCUAGUGGAGACUAGACUAACCGAGCCUGGCCAGCCCAAAAACACGACCCGAUGUUUGGCAAAAACGAAGCGGGUUUGGGCAGUUGUUGUUUUUUUUAAGCCUGAUUUUCGUGCGAAUUUUCAGACGAAUAAGCUGGGUUCACACGGUGCUAUAACGUUGUAAAAAGCAAUAUGUUUUUUUUGGAAUGAAAAUGCGUCAGAUUUGAGAAUUUGCACGUCAAAUACCGUGUUUUUCGGACUAUAAGGCGUGCUUAAAGCUUUUUAAAUGUCUCAAAAAUCGACAGUUCUGGUCGUGCUUACUGACCUCGAACAGAUUUGAUGCAGCACACAAAUCUGUCAAAAUGUUUUACUACGACUUUGGUAAACUACGAAGCCGCACCUCUUGAUGGAUUGUCGGAGCAUUACGGCGACCGAAGUCAGGAGCCUCGCGAAGUAAACCCCAAGUUACGAGCCUUUAGUCCGACAGAAGCUGAACCGCGUCAGCGACACAAAGACCGAGCUGUUUUUUUUUUUUUUUCAGCGGUUAUAGUUUAUGCAAAUGAAUCUUGUGUGUCUACGUUUUGUUUCUGUAAAACGUAAACAAAUGUGCGCAAAGCUGCAUUAAACACAUUAUAACUCAAUGUAUAUUUGAAACGUCCUCGUAGGAAAAUAAAAAAACAAACGACGCCGAGCGAAUUACGCCACGAUCUACCGAUGGAUCGUGGACACUUGGACUAAGUUUCAGUCUCAAGUGUCGUCCGUUUGUUUCGUUUAAUCCGGCGCGUUUUAUGUAUGGAAAUAAAUGAAAGAAUUCAACAUUAUUAUUAUUAUUGUUGCGCCUUGUAAUCCAAAAAGUACAGUAGUUAAAAUGUUGUUUUUUUGAUAAGUUACUGGGCGAAUGCAAAACAAAACUGGCACAAAGUUCCACCAGCAAAAUGUUUUAGUUUUUGGAUAUUUCUUUUUAAAAAAAAAAAGUGCCUUGCCUGUCGCGUUACCUGAAAUCUUGACGUUAAAAACCCAAAAUUGUGAACUCAGCCGUCCAAAUUUUGCCAUAAGAAUCAGGUUUCUGGCCAGGCUACACACUAGUAAUGUUUGCCUUUUUUUUUUUUUUUUGGAAGAAUACCAUCGCUGAUUUAACGAUGAAACGGAGGAGGUGGUUUAUGCACACGGAGCGGGCAGACUCUCAACGCUGCUAACAACGUGAAAAACCGUAGCUUAAACCAAAAAUGAGUUGAGAUUUUCGAGUUUUUUUUUGGCCUUGUUUCUUGUGGUGCUUGACGCUGGAGAUGCCACUUAACGAGAUGGACUCAGAGACAUUCCAAACCCGACCCGAGGCGCUUCUCCUCUUCCAAAGACUUUAACCGGAGAACACGUCCUGCCAAUCAGGUCCGCACUGAAAAACAAAACGUCUGAAUGUAUUUUUGUACAAUGUUGAUUCUCUAUUUGCCAAAGUUUUGUAAUAGUUUUGAUAAUAAAAGAAAAAGAAAUUUA